Molecule: messenger RNA, 1025 nt
Organism: Myotis myotis
Lineage: Eukaryota; Metazoa; Chordata; Mammalia; Chiroptera; Vespertilionidae
Product: DNA dC->dU-editing enzyme APOBEC-3G-like
Exons: 5
Coding region: 110-691 (193 amino acids)
Biological process (GO): cytidine to uridine editing; defense response to virus; negative regulation of single stranded viral RNA replication via double stranded DNA intermediate
Cellular component (GO): P-body; cytoplasm; nucleus
Molecular function (GO): cytidine deaminase activity; RNA binding; zinc ion binding
Source: RefSeq, a predicted model, not a curated record
GCUCAGCAGUUUCCAGGUGCCUCGAUGGUAUAUAAGGCACCUCAGUCCUUGAAAGCAUCACAGGAGGAGGACGGGCCGUGACCAGCAGAGAAGGUGAAGGAGCUGAGACAUGGAGGACAACCCAGCACCAAGUGGCAGAUCCCUGAUGGAUGUAGACACCUUCAAUAGCAACUUUGGUAUCAUAUGGGCGACUGAAACAUACCUGUGCUACGAGGUGGAGGUCCGGGAGGAGGACACCUGGGUCCCAGUGGAGGGGCUCCAGGGCUUCCUGCGCAACCAGGUAUACUGUCAUGCAGAGUUGUGCUUCCUGGAUCGGGUCCCUUCUUGGCUCCUGGAUGAGGGGAAGCAGUACAGACUCAUGUGGUACAUCUCUUGGAGCCCCUGCCCUGACUGUGCCCCGAAACUGGUGGACUUCCUGCGCAAGAACAGCCACGUGCAGCUGCGCAUCUUCGCCGCUCGCAUCUACACCAAACUUGAUGGAUAUGAGGAUGGGCUGCGCAGGCUGCAGGACGCUGGGGCCAAACUCGCCAUCAUGACCCCCAAAGAGCUCCAGCACUGCUGGGACACCUUCGUGGACAACCAGGGCCAGCAGUUCGAGCCCGAGCUUGAACUGUUAGAAAAGAUAAGAGCCCGAUGUCAGAGGCUGGAGAACAUUCUCAGGGUCGGGAGACAGCUGGUGAACGAGGAAUAAAACACUUUCUUCAAGAAACGAAAACGCAUCACGUGCCACCAUCCCCAACUUGUUCCAAAGAAUCCAGUAAAAAGCAACGAAUGAGCUCAUAAGGAAUUUUUUAAAUCUGAUUGAUUUACUUUUCAUUUAAAAUCUAUGAUGUGUUCUAAAUACACACCAGUAAUAUUGUAUUCAUUACUAUCAGAGUCAUUUUUAUAUUUAGAAAAUUAAUUAUUUACAUUGAUUUUAAAUCCAAAGCAAUAACAUGAAAGAUUAAGAAUAUUCCACACAAUGCUUUUUCCCCUGUUACUGUUUCAUGAAGUCCAAACAGUUCAAUAAACACCUGAAAAAGUGA